Molecule: messenger RNA, 360 nt
Organism: Schistosoma bovis
Lineage: Eukaryota; Metazoa; Platyhelminthes; Trematoda; Strigeidida; Schistosomatidae
Source: the annotation of a GenBank genome assembly
AUGAUGAAAUUGACAUUGGAUAGUGUUUCAGAGAUAAAUUGUCAGAGUAAUUCUAAUUGCACCUUCGAUCAUUAUACAGAACCAGUUGUUCUCAGUGGUAUCAUAUUAACAUUUAUAGGUUUACUUAUUGGAUUAUUAAUCAUAUUUAUUAAGAAACUACAUUCCACAUCCAUAGUAAACAUUUGCUUUAUGGCUAUAACGUUGAUAAUUAUGAUUAUUGGUGUUGGAUUACUAAAUUCACGAACACGAUGGGGCGGCACUUUCCAACUAUAUUGUACUAGGUGUAUCCUGGAUUUGUUGGUGCUGUAUAAUGUUAAUUGUGAUUGUAUACACAGCAUAUUAUUUGUGUGGAUCCAGUGA